Benincasa hispida (wax gourd) is the source of this 1842-nucleotide messenger RNA. RefSeq names its product alpha/beta-Hydrolases superfamily protein. The record is from RefSeq and is a predicted model, not a curated record. NCBI's taxonomy places the organism in Eukaryota, Viridiplantae, Streptophyta, Magnoliopsida, Cucurbitales, Cucurbitaceae.
UUCCAUAUUCACAGAUCUAUCUUCUUCCUAACUUCAACAAAUUAAAACAUUUAACUACAAAUUUUAGAAGCAAGUCACCGUCCAAAAUACUCUUUAUAUGUUUUCCGUCCAAAGAAUAAAAGAAAAAUAUAAGCACGACAAUCAUAUUGUUUAGGAGUUUAUGCCCAAAAGUCGGCAAAAUCUGGCAGAGCAAAAACCCCAUGUGAUCCACGAUUGUUCUCUGUUGUGUUUAUAAAAGAAAGUUAAUGAAAUUGAUGCAGCAGAUGAGCUGAUCGUCAAUCACUUCUGUUGGAGUGGGUUUCAAUCGCAAUCAAUCAGAAACUCGUGGAUCUCACCAGUUCCGGCCAUCCGUGACCACAUGUGCUGAGCCUUCCGCUAAUUCAUUCAUCUCAUGGCCUCUGAACUUGGAUUCCGGCCGUCGGAGCUUUCUUUCUUUUCCCGGAAGUCUAUUUCUCCGAUCAAUCACCGGGAAAAUCUCAGAUUACCCUUCACCCCUCAAAGGAAAACGACCCCAGAGCCGCUGUUGAGGUGGGGUUCCGGUCGCCGUCAAGUUGUUGCAGCGAAGAAGCCGUCGAUCGAUGGUGUUCCGCCGGAGCUUAACAAAAUCGCUUCCCAGAAACUGGACUCUGCUCCAGCCCGCCGACGGGUCCGAUGGGCUUUCAUGGAGCUUCAGCAACAGCUCGAUCACUGCUUAUUCAAGAUGGCUCCUGCUGGGAUCAAGACCGAGGAGUGGUAUGAGUGUAAUUCAAGGGGUUUGAAUAUUUUCUGCAAAAGAUGGUUUCCUGAGGCAGAUGUUCAUAUUAAAGGUGCUCUCUGUUUCUGCCAUGGCUAUGGUGAUACCUGCACUUUCUUCUUUGAUGGAAUUGCUAGGCACAUUGCUGCAUCUGGGUAUGCCGUCUACGCUAUGGACUAUCCGGGUUUCGGCCUUUCGGAAGGAUUGCACGGUUACAUUCCUGACUUUGAUCAACUAGUUGAUGAUGUUAUAGAACAAUACAAGAAGUUUAAAGGUAGACCAGAAUUGAAAGGAUUGCCUCAUUUCAUAUUAGGACAGUCAAUGGGGGGAGCUGUUACUUUGAAAAUGCACUUGAAAGAACCAAAGUUAUGGGAUGGAGUGGUUCUUGUGGCUCCCAUGUGUAAAAUUGCAGACGAUGUGAAACCGCCAGAACCGGUUCUUAAGGUCUUAAAUCUAAUGUCUAAUGUGGUGCCAAAAGCCAAGCUUCUCCCGAAGGUCGAUCUUGGUGAACUAGCUCUCAGAGAAAUGAAGAAAAGGAAACUGGCAGUCUACAAUGUUAUAUCGUAUGAUGAUCGGAUGCGCGUGAAAACUGCGAUGGAACUUUUAAAGGCAACAGAUGAUAUCGAGAAACAAGUUGAGAAAGUUUCAUCACCAUUACUUGUUCUUCAUGGAGCUGCAGACAAGGUGACAGAUCCUAAGAUUAGUCGUUUUCUAUAUGAGAAAGCGUCGAGCAAGGACAAGACUCUGAAACUCUAUGAACAAGGCUUUCAUUGCAUCCUAGAAGGAGAACCAGAUGAAAGAAUCUUCACUGUUCUUAAUGAUAUCAUCUAUUGGCUAGAUUCACGAUGCUCCUCGACGUCUCUCGACUAAUUGCACAGUAAUAUUCGUCCAUUGUUAAUUAGUAAGAAUGAGUUAGAUAUCUCAAAAUUCAAAUGUUGUAUUUUAUUCACUUUACUUAAAAUUCUAUUUAGUUUAUGCUUUCGAAAUUUCAUAUUGAUGGUAACGUAACAGAGAAUUUUAGGAUAAUAUAUCAAACUUGUCAAAGUGAAUUUAGUUAUGCGGUAAUUGACAUAUAUUUUCAUCAUCAAAGUAGAAAGUUCAAUCUUCUA